CAGAGUACAGCAUAACUUCGCUUGGCUACUGAAUCUUGGAUCGCUGCUAUUGCUUCUCUACGUUCUUCACUUCACACUUUAAAGAAACAAGUCUUAUCACUGUCGACUUCUGUAAAUUGUGACGAGUCUCGGUAAAAUCACUUCGCUCUAUAACUGCGCGAUGGAAGAAUGUCCACUUGGAGCCCUAGACUCCAUCAGUGUAGAAACAUGGCUAUUGGAGCUGCGUAUGGAGUGCUACAGACGCCAACUUGAAGACUUCCCUAAUCUCAAGAGUGUUGUUAACUUUAAAGAUGUUGAUCUAAAGAAGCUUGGAAUACAAAAUGCUAAGGAUAGAGCCACAAUGAUUGGCAGUCUGAGCAAUUAUCGUUCCCACAUGAAGUCAGAAGGUAUCAAUAAAAGAGUUCAGUCUGCUUCUUCAAGCCAUGAUCACCACCACAUAGGGGCUCUCAUUAAAAAAGGAUCUGCAUUAAAUAUUAAAAAGUUAAAAGGUCUACUUGGAGGCAGUGGUGGUAGUAAAGGACAACAAAAGGUCAAAAAAGGGCAAGAUGUGCAGACUUCGCCAUCAUCUGAGGAAAAAUUCUUGCACACGAUACCAGAAAUAAAAACAAAUGUGGAAGACUUUUCACGUAGUUUACCCAGCCAGGCAGCAGCAGCAUGUUUUGAGGAUUUAAUUCAAGGAACGACUCAGAAACCGUAUGCCGUUGAAAAUGAUUACGUUCCAGAUCCACGAGGAAGUCCACAGAUGCCUCGACAUUACCCACUUCAAAGAUCAUACACAGUUAGUGAGCAAGCACCAUUUCAUAAAGAUGCAUUGUUGAGGCCCAGUCAUCCACGAGCACAAACUAUGUCUAACCAAGCAGCACGGUCUCAUUGUGACCACUUUUCACUUCAAGUACAAGAACCAUUUCAUGGCAUUAUGGAUGACGAUGGUAAUCCUAACAAGCAUCUUUCUAUAGUAUCGAUGGAAUCAGGUUUGGGGUUGACCUGUGAUACAGAUGAGAGAGAUGACUUCAGUCGUUCUUUACCUCUUGAGCAACAACCAUGGUUUUAUGGUCCAAUGGCACGUGGGCAGGUUGAAUCUCUUUUAGAUCAGGAUGGCGACUUUUUGGUGAUUGAAGAUACCAUCACUCGUGGAAGCUACAUACUCUCUUUGCUCUGGGAAGGCCGAAUCUUUCAUGUACAAAUCAACUGCAAUGAAAUAGUCGUAAAAAAUUUACGAGGGGCUGAAAAAACUGGUCAAAAGUAUCAGUUUGGAAAUGGUGCCUUUGACAGUGUCCCUGAGUUGAUUUUUAAUCAUCUUCGUUACAGGAUACCAUUGAGUACAGACUUUGAUGGUGUUCUUAUUAAUCCCAUAUGUCAUGAUAUUAGUUCCACUGAAUAUGAAAGUUCUUUACUUCGACCCUAUGGCACGCUACCAAGAAAUUUUGGUCGCUCAAUUGACUCCAAUCUUGAUCAUGCAAUGGCAAAUGCUGAUUAUUACACAAUGGUUCACAACAAGCGUGCUAGUUUUAGAGCCACAAGAUCAGCAUCCUUUAGUCCUUGUGAUUCUCCUCGUCAUAGCCCGGUUCGUGACACAAUUAGCACUCCUAAAGCUAGCCUACUUAAUCAGACCAGUUAUUCCAGCUCUAACCUACUGGGAGACAUGGUAGAUGAAGAUGAAAUGAGUGAUAUGGCAAUGGCAUCUCUUUAUAGAGAUGCCCCCUCAUCACCGGCCACCAUUUACAAUGAAGUUGAUGGAAAAGCUUCGUCACAUAUUCCUGAUGUGGUAAGACCAAGAACGAUUGAUCCAUACAGUACGUAUGACAUACCUGUUCCUAGCAAGAAAGCUAUGGAAAUGCAGCAAUCACCUUCAUCUCAUACAUCUUCUCGUGAAAAGUAUGAUCAGGAAGAUUAUGAGGUUAUGGAGAGUGUCUCAAUUCGUAGCACAUUACCCCCUUCGCCUAAUUUGGCACGCUCAGCAAAUCAUAGAAGCAAAUCACCAUCUUUAGACAUCCACUAUAGCACUGUCACUCCAAAAUCACUUCGGCAUGAGCGCAGUGUCCCAGUUCUGGGUAAAAAUGCUGGAGUUAAGUAUGCAGAGAUUACAUUUAAACGUUCUAUGAGCAGUGCUGCUCAUGCUGAUGUUUUGGAAAGAGCAAGAGCACAAACAGUGACAUAUGCUACACCACGUAUUGUGCAGGAGAAUAUACCUACUCCCUGUAAAACCCCUCCACCUCAUCCUUUCUCCACAUACUCCCAGUUGUCUUUUUCCUCACUUUCCUCUUCAAAAAAUACAAGGUUGUCACCCUCUAGUACACCUUCUUCAACAAAGCACUCAAGAAGGUCUCAUGGCUCUCGUCCCUCUUCAGAAUCACCAUAUUCGUCUCGUCCAACGAGUAUAAUUUCAGGGAAGAAUAUCAAACCUCCUCAAGCAAUAGCAGAAAUACCUUCCUUUCUAAAAGAGUUUUCAAACGAUGAAGUUGCCAUGCAUUUAACCCAGGCAGAUGCAGUGUGUUUUCUACUUGCUCCUCGACCAGGAGAGGAUUAUGAUCUCUGGAUGAAUAGAGUGCAAGAACUCAACACUGAUGGUGUUUUUGUCGGACUUGAAGUUUUAGCAUCCCAGUCUGGUGAGAAAUUGUGGAAGAAGCUCUUCUAUAGACAUCUUGGACUUUCCCAGCUUGUAAUAGUCAAUCUGUUGCAUACUAGUGAUGUGAUUGAGAGGGCUAAGAUGCUGAAACGAUGGAUAGAAAUAGCUGAGCUCUUACAAAGUGGAAAGUGUGGGAACUUAUUUUCAUUUAUGGCAAUAAUGAAAGGUCUGGAGUCCACCCAGGUUAUUGAUAUGAAGAGAACAUGGGGUGUUCUUAAGACUCACUACACUGACACUCAUACAACCUAUCAAGACACAUUAAAGGGAAUGAUAUCUGCCUUGUCAGAAGGAGCUAGCAUUUAUGACAUAGAGCAGCUUGUCAUACCAGCCAUACAGCAUCUUCGUAAGCUCUAUACUGAAGACUCAAACUCUCAGCAAGACAUGCGCCUCAUUUUGGAAGAUUUUACAACCCGUACUGUGGGACUUGAUGGUCUACACAGUAUUGUUGCUCACACUGCUGAUCUGUCACUUAAUGCUAAAAGAAAGCUUGGGUCCUACACAUAUGAACCAGUACUGUUUGACUUUUUAAUGCAAGAUUGCGCUCGAAUGCAUUUACAGAAUAUGGGAACAUCUUCUGAUGACCCUCUUGAAAGGUAUCGAAGAUUCAACAUUGUUUUAGAUGCACUUUUAUCAAAAAUUGACAAUCCUUGACUUAUACAAAAUUACAAAUAGCAAAAUAUCAAGCAUUAUCAUUAUUGUGAACUAGUUACUCAUUCGUGUAUCAUAGUUAACUUGUGUAUUGAUUAUUUUAUUGUGGUAUCAAGUAUUUAAUAAUAAUAAUAAUAAUAAACAGCACACACACCAUUGAUUAAUAACAACGAACACCA
This is a messenger RNA of Amphimedon queenslandica, 3453 nucleotides long. RefSeq lists its product as uncharacterized. NCBI's taxonomy places the organism in Eukaryota, Metazoa, Porifera, Demospongiae, Haplosclerida, Niphatidae. The record is from RefSeq and is a predicted model, not a curated record. Gene Ontology annotation, biological process: positive regulation of peptidyl-serine phosphorylation; small GTPase-mediated signal transduction. Bases 161 to 3277 code for a protein of 1038 amino acids. Gene Ontology annotation, molecular function: guanyl-nucleotide exchange factor activity; protein binding. The transcript is spliced from 8 exons.